This is a messenger RNA of Synchiropus splendidus (mandarinfish), 2396 nucleotides long. RefSeq names its product non-SMC condensin I complex, subunit H (gene ncaph). Lineage: Eukaryota; Metazoa; Chordata; Actinopteri; Syngnathiformes; Callionymidae. Gene Ontology annotation, molecular function: chromatin binding. Gene Ontology annotation, biological process: mitotic chromosome condensation. The coding region runs from base 148 to 2217 and encodes 689 amino acids. The record is from RefSeq and is a predicted model, not a curated record. Gene Ontology annotation, cellular component: condensin complex. The transcript has 18 exons.
UAAACCGUUAGGCGCAAAGAUUCAAACACUGAGUCGGAACCUCCGUCGCCUUUCUCCCUUGUCGUGUUCCGUGCGUUUGGAUUUUAUCACAAGUUGUGUCACCUUCGAAACUCUUUCUGGAGCACACAUUAGCAAGCGCAUGACACAAUGAGUGCAGCCUCCAGUCCCGUCCCCAGGGUGCGUGUGGGAUGGCCGUCCUCUUCAUUGAAGAAUAAGGGCAUGUCCCCCGCAGCUUGCAGCACCCCUCUGCUGGCAGCUUUUCCUGGCAACGAUGACGAGAAGGAACGUCGCCAGCGCAGGAGGUCAAGAGUCGUCGAUCUACAAAGCGCUUUAGACACUUCCAUCAAUGACUCUGCGUCUCACAGCGCGGCGGGGACUCCAGCGGCCGUGCCCAAGUUAUCCAACGCCCAAAUAUCUGAGCAUUAUUCAACUUGCAUCAAGCUGUCAACAGAGAAUAAAAUUACAACCAAAAAUGCCUUUGGUCUACAUCUCAUUGAUUACAUGGCAGACAUUCUGAAGCAGGAGGCGUCUGAGGUCACAAACUUCAAGGUGGCGGCCGGAACACUUGACGCCAGUACCAAGAUCUACGCCGUGCGUGUGGAUGCUGUUCACGCUGAUGCCUACAGGGUGUUGGGUGGGCUGGGAGCAGAGACCAAACCUGAAGAAGAUGGCGAGCAUAAAGAUGCAGAGCAAGAUGAUGCUGUUGAAGUGACGGCCAAGCAGCCGAAGAAGAAGAGGCCUCCCAAGAAAACUGUGGAGCAGAAUUUGAGCAAUAUCAACAGUGCAGAAACAGAGCGGAAGUGUGAGGUGGAUCCGAUGUUUCAGCGUAUGGCCUCCUCCUUCGAUGAGAGCAGCACCGCUGGCGUUUUCCUGUCUGUUUUGUUCAGUGAAAACAGUCGAUGUGAGCUGCUGUUUCCCUCCCACAUGACCCUGCUUCAUUCCUCUCAGUCUUACUCCCCUCCACCUCCACAGAGGGUCCCUGCCUCCCCGUUCACAGGCGGACUUCAGCGUUUGCAUGAGAAGAGCACCAUCUGCCCCUCCCUGGAGGACUUUUCCUUCUCUAGCUGGAAUCCUGAACAGACGAUAAAGCAGCUUGCAGAGAGGAGGAAGGAAGGUGAACACGUCUUUGACGUCAACGCUGAUCCCGAGCCUGAGCCGGAAGAGGACGAGUACCAGGACUUUGACGCAGACUACGAGGACGGACCUGGCGAAUGCGACGAAGGACCUAAAGAGUUUAAGGAUGGUUGUGAAGCCUCUCGCUCCGGGAAAGGAAGAGAUGUGAUCCCGAUCGGAGAGGCCGACAUUACCACCAUGUGUCUACAGCUGUCCUCGCAGCCUCGGGAGUACUCUUACUUCAGCCCCAAGACCAUGGCGACCUGGGCAGGGCCUGGUUUCUGGCAGUUCAAGCCAAAGCACAAGUUGGAUCAUGUGCCUGAAAAGGAGACGCGAAAACGGAAACCCAAGAAGUCGUUUGAAAUAGACUUCAACGACGACGUCAGCUUUGAGAACUUCUUCCGAACCACACGGGCUGCGACCACCAACAGCAAGUCCGCCCUCAGCUCCAGCAACAAGAAAACCACGCUACCAUCCGACUUCCAGUUCCCUCCCGAGACGCUCUCUCAGCUCAGCCUCAAGCCCUCCAGCUCGUUGUGUCCGGAGGAACAGAAGAGGCUGUCUGGAGAGCUUGGUGAAGGAAUCGGAGACUACGACUACAACAAUCCCAACGACACUGCCAACUUCUGCCCUGGUCUUCAGGGCGGCGACAGUGAUGAGGAUGUGGAAGGGUUUACUGGCUCCGAUGACACGCCAGGAGAUGGGAUCCCUCUGCCCUCACAGGAUGAGGACGUGUCCACUUAUGGGGGGGAGGAUCUGGUGCCAGAACCACACAGAGUCAACAAGAUUGAGAUCAACUACGCAAAGACGGCCAAGAAAAUGGACAUGAAGAGGCUGAAGAACAACAUGUGGACUCUUUUAACGGAAAGUCCAGAGAAGCCCACUCAGCAGGAGGCGGAGACGCCCGAGUCAUCUGAAGUGGCGGGAGAGAAAGUCUUCAGUCAGACCACGAACGCGCUGCUUCAAAGGCUACCGAGCACCAUGGCCCAGAACCUGUCGGUGCCGCUGGCUUUCAUCGCCCUGCUUCAUCUGGCCAAUGAAAAGAAUCUGGAGCUGGUGAAAGUGGAUGACAUGUCUGACAUCAUCAUCAGACAAGGUCACUGAAGGGCUGCGUCUGCACAGGAAGAUCAAGAGUGACCUUAUCAUUCUGCCCUGAUCAUGUUUGGUCUCCAAGUGUCUGAGGCUCUUUCAUGGCGACAGAUUGUUGCCCUUCAUUAUGUGUUUUUCAGUGCUCUCCUCGAACGACGCUUCGAUGGAAAACUCACCAGUAUAUAAUGUCAAAA